GUGAGGCGGAUUUGAAAAUUUCGCUGAUGCAGCUGAAGAUGUUCAUAGCACAAAGCAAGAGUAUACCAUUUCGUGGACAUGUCUAUCUUACCGGUGAAUGCAACUAUGGUGGGCGCGUUACGGAUGACAAGGAUCGCCGCUUAAUCCUUUCACUGCUCAACAUGAUAUAUAAUCCAACCACAAUCGAAAUGGACAACUAUCCCUUAUCACAAUCGGGCACCUAUCGUGUACCACUAAAUCCAACGCGUCUCAAUGCCAUCGAAUACAUUUCGACAUUUGCACUUAGUCCACAUCCGGAAGUGUUCGGCUUACAUGAAAAUGCCGACAUUAAUCGCAACAACAAGGAGACGAGUAGCUUGAUUGGCGGUGUUUUACUCACUCAAACGGAUUUAAUGGCUUCUGUGAAGGCAAGUGGCACAGCGGGUGGUGCUGUUGUUGACCCAGCAUUUGCCAUAUGUAAAGACAUUCUUUCACGCCUACCAAAGCCUUUCAGUCUUGCAGAGGUGGGUCAAAAGUAUCCGGUGGUGUAUACGAAUUCCAUGAAUACCACAUUCAUUACGCGCAACAUGGACCAAUCAUUUGUGGAGCCACCACUCUUCGAUUUGAAUGCCUCAUUUGCUGACAGUUCGCCAAGAAUCCCAUUGGUCUUUCUGCUAUCGCCUGGCUCGGAUCCAAUGGCCAAUCUAUUCAUGUACGCCAAACAGCGUAACAUGUAUGACAAAACAAAAACAAUUUCAUUGGGUCAAGGUCAAGGUCCACGCGCCGAGAAAAUGAUUUUGGAAGCAAAUCGUUACGGCCAUUGGGUUGUUUUGCAAAAUUGUCACGUCGCUGUCAGUUGGAUGGGCGAAUUAGAGCGCAUUUGCAAUGAUACGACGUUGGCAGAGUCAGCACAUCCGGACUAUAGGUUAUGGUGCACUUCGUAUCCCAGCAACGUAUUUCCCGUGUCGGUGCUGCAGAAUUCGUGA
Molecule: messenger RNA, 965 nt
Organism: Rhagoletis zephyria (snowberry fruit fly)
Lineage: Eukaryota; Metazoa; Arthropoda; Insecta; Diptera; Tephritidae
Product: dynein heavy chain 3, axonemal-like
Biological process (GO): microtubule-based movement
Cellular component (GO): dynein complex
Molecular function (GO): dynein light intermediate chain binding; minus-end-directed microtubule motor activity; dynein intermediate chain binding
Source: RefSeq, a predicted model, not a curated record